Molecule: messenger RNA, 1751 nt
Organism: Hypoxylon fragiforme
Lineage: Eukaryota; Fungi; Ascomycota; Sordariomycetes; Xylariales; Hypoxylaceae
Exons: 1
Coding region: 398-1396 (332 amino acids)
Biological process (GO): ergosterol biosynthetic process
Molecular function (GO): iron ion binding; C-4 methylsterol oxidase activity
Source: RefSeq, a predicted model, not a curated record
UGAGUGUGUGGCCAAUAAGUAUCUCCCACACCAAAUGACAACACAUACGUCAUUGAGUUGUUCAGUGAGAAUGGUAGGUAUACACAUACACACACACUAAGUUAGGUACGUAGGCAUCAAAAUCAGGAUUGUAAGGCAAAGGUAAGACCCAAGUAUCAGGAAGUCUCUAAUGAAUAAGUGAAGUGCCAAAUUAUUCCGUUAUUUUCUUUUCUAUCUCGGCUUCUACUACUAGCAGUAAAUGAGUAAGCUGGGUGUUGAAAAUAUCACUGGUAUUGUUCUAAGUACAACUCUCUUGCUAUAUCAGAUACAUACAUAUUAGAUAUACUGCUUGCUAAGUAUCUACUGUCUAGAUUCUGUUGCUUUACAAGAGAACAAGAAACUUAAGAAACUUACCAAGAUGGAUCUUCUUCUUUCCCUUCCCCUCGCCUCUUACUUCGCUGGGCCGAUGUUUACUUCAUGGUCCGGCUCUCUAAACUUAUUGUUCUUUUACAUGACCUGGACCACGCUCGUCCUGUCACACUCACCCCUGAGGAUCGAACUAGUCGGGACUCUCGCAGUGCGCAUAGUAUUUUGGCUAUUACCUUCCCUCCUCUUCUUAUUAUUCGACACACUACUCCCAAGCCUCGCGGAAUCGAUCAAGCUCUAUGGUUCCGUAUCUCUACCUCGGCGAAAUGCCGCCGCCCUGGUCAGGCAGGUUCUCCUCGCCAUUUUCAACCUGGCGCUCAGCACCGCUGUACAAGCCGGCAUCUCGGUCGGCGUCGGGACUUUCCUACAUCGCCCGCUCUUCAAGACGAGUACGGCGCUGCCACUCCCUUGGAAUAUCGCCAGGAAUUUGUUGACGCUGUAUAUCGCGCGCGAAUUCCUAACGUAUUAUAUCCACCGAUAUAUCCUCCACACACGCGGGAGAGUAGCCAAGCUACAUAGCUCAUAUGCGCACGCUCGCAAGAGGGGUGCACCGUACGCGCUGAUGUUGUACGCCGAUCAUCCGCUAACCCUCCUCCUGAAUCGUACCCUACCUGUAUAUCUACCCGCCAUCAUCGUUCGGCCGCAUCUACUCACCUACUUCCUAUUCACGAUCCUGACGACGCUGGAGGAGACAAUGUCUAUGUCGGGCUACACCCUCAUCCCGGGGAUCAUAAUGGGCGGCAUCGCCCGACGUACUGCCACGCACUAUGCCAGCGGAGGUCGCGGGAAUUACGGUGCCUGGGGACUCUUGGACUGGGUUAGCGGUACCAGCGUAGGCAAGGACAUGGCCGAGGAUAUUCAAGAUGAGGCCGAUAAGCACCAGGUUAAGGAGCGGGGGCAGAAGGCCGUAAGUGAUACGGGCAGUAUAAUGCAAGAGGGCAUUGACGGGUUGAGAAAGGGCCGCAAAAGUCGAAAGAGGAAUGAUUACUAAAGGUACCUAAUCAUACCAUUUUUUUUCUUAUUCCUUUUUUUGGAGCACACGAAAACAUACAGAGAAGAUAUUAUUCAUUGGGCACAUAAGUAGUAGGUAGGUAAAGAAGAUAUCCGGGUCUUUCUUGGGAACAGCUUGUCUGGGGUCAGGCGCAGGGGCGUGUGGUAUCAAAAGGGGGUAGUUUUGGGUGAUGAGGGUAUCAAUGAAUAAAUGGACGGUGUUCAUGAUUUUAUGAAUAUAUGAUGCACAUGAGGAAAGAAUACUUGGAAAGUAUUUCAGUGAUCCCAUUUACCUCUUUUUUAGAGUUCAUUCUCUACAUCAUCGCAUAAAACAGUGCAUAUUCCAUAUUCCAUUC